UCUGACUUGUGUUGUAGAUCCAGGUAAAUUAUUGAAGAAAACUUAUAAGGAGUGAAUAAUUAAAAUGUUAAUUUGUCAAAUCUUAUUGUAGAAAAUAUAUUAGUUGGAUUCUCGGAUAUUCAUGUGGCUCAAUCAAUUGUUCAAACUCUUCAAACAUUGAUUACUCUGCCCUUAAUGCGACCGCAAUCAUUUUCCUAUGGUGUCUUGAGUAAACAUUUUAUUUCUGGUGUAUUAUUAUUUGGUCCACCAGGCACAGGAAAGACCAUGCUUGCAAAAGCUGUCGCUAAAGAAAGUGGUAGCACAGUAAUAGAUAUUAAAUCUAGUGAUGUAUACGACAUGUAUGUUGGUGAAGGUGAAAAGAAUGUCCGGGCAAUUUUCUCCCUUGCUCGUAAAUUAUCUCCAUGUGUUAUUUUUUUGGAUGAAUUGGAUGCUAUUUUUGGCUCUAGACACUCAGACAUUCAUAAUGGUGCACAUCGGGAAAUAAUAAAUCAAUUUAUGACCGAGUGGGAUGGUUUAACAUCACGUAAUGAUGGGGUAUUGAUUAUGGGUGCAACAAAUAGACCAUUUGAUUUAGAUGAUGCCAUUUUAAGAAGAAUGCCAAGGAGAAUAUUAGUUGAUUUGCCAAAUGAAAAAGAUCGUGAGCAGAUACUUAAUUUGCACCUUCGCGAUGAAAAGCUUGAUUCGUUAAUAUCAUUGAACCAUCUUGCUAGGUCCACCAAAUUUUAUUCCGGAUCAGAUUUGAAAAAUUUAUGUAUAAGCGCUGCUCUGGCUGCAGUUCGUGAAGAUGCUGAGAGUGAAAAGGCUAGAGUUAUUAAUAAUGUUAAUAAAAUAGACAAAAAUAAUGAUGAUUUGAAAAAAAAUAAUACAGAACAAUCAUUACAUGUUAGAGUUCUAAAAGAACAUCAUUUUCAAGUGGCGCUUAAACAAGUAACACCUUCGUGUUCAGAAGAUAUGUCAAGUUUAAUAGAACUAAGAAAAUGGGAUGGGAUGUAUGGUGAUGGUGCAUGGAAUAGAAAGAAACGAGUAAAAGGAAUAGGAUUUAAUGAUACUGUAAAUAUAUCUUAUAAAAAUCAAGAAUUAUAACUUUAUUUAAAUAGUUAAAAAAAAUAUAUAUAUAUAUAUUUGCAUAAGUACAACUAAUAGCAAAAUGC
Molecule: messenger RNA, 1151 nt
Organism: Rhizophagus irregularis DAOM 181602=DAOM 197198
Lineage: Eukaryota; Fungi; Glomeromycota; Glomeromycetes; Glomerales; Glomeraceae
Source: RefSeq, a predicted model, not a curated record